Messenger RNA from Prunus avium (sweet cherry), 498 nucleotides. Lineage: Eukaryota; Viridiplantae; Streptophyta; Magnoliopsida; Rosales; Rosaceae. The record is from RefSeq and is a predicted model, not a curated record.
UUGAAGUUGGAAAGAAAGAUGUUCACUCUUUAUAGCAUAAAUGGACAGAGUUCAAAAAUUGAGUGGCUGGUUGUUCAACGGCCAGGCUGUUCUAGUUCUGAAGAAGCAAUUUCAUGUAGGCCAUCAUACCAGAGGCGAAAUAGGCCUACUCGCCAACAUCAUUCAACAUCUCCAACCAGAUUGUACCGCCAGUGUAGAACAUGACUUGUGUGACAAGCAAGAAGCCCAAGAUGUCAGCUUUCCAAGAUCACUCAGAGGGCAGGAGCUGAAAGGCACUUGUUUGGGCUUAAAUCGUGGGAUUUCGUUAUCAGUUGCAAAAAUUGAGUGUCAACUUAGGUGGAAAGAGUGGAAUCUUCAACAGGGCAAGGGCUCGUGGACCUUCUUUAAGUAGUAGGGCUUUUCACAAAGAUAAAAAACUUAAUGGUUAGAUUAGAUACACCCAGUUCAAUCUAAAGAAACAGAGCAAUGGACACUUGACGUUGUUCCUCCUGUCUUUGC